UUUUUAUCAAAGUUGGAUCGCGUGUUUUCUUUACAUAAUAAGGUCAAAAGGGAAAGUUUUAAAACGUCAAUCAUGUGCGUUAUACCUGUUGCAUACGUGACCAAUGUUAAUGUUGAGAGAAAACGAAUUCCACGGGUGUGUACAGUAGGAAAAUGUCUACGAACAAAAUUAUUUGUACUUACCUGAGAAACGGGAGCAUAGCCAGAUCAAUUUUGUGUAGUGAUCACAAUGUAUAUUGUGGUGAACAAAGAACUGUGCAUACUUCUACAGAAAACAAAUUUCGUUUGUACCAAUGCAACAAGAUUGAAGCAAGACUCGCAGGAAAUCAAAAACCAGAUUGGAACAGGGCUGUUUCAGAAGCAGAAAAAAUUGUUGGAUAUCCAACAUCAUUUUUGAGUCUGCGAUGGCUUUUAAGCGAUGAAAUAGCAAAUGUAGCAUUACAUUUAAGGAAAUUAGUGGGAUCUAAUCAUCCUUUAUUGAAAACAGCUAAAGGCAUCAUUUUCAAUGGACGUAAUAAUAUGCAAGCAUGGGGUCUGAUCGUACUGUUGAUCUCAAAAGCUGCUGGUCAUUUAAAUGUAGACGACAUGGAAGAAGAUAAAGCUGCUGGAGUGCUUCAUAGUCAGCGGGCAUUAGCAGAAGUCACAGAAAUGAUAAGAACCAGUCAUCUUGUUCACAAAGGGCUAAUAAAUAUCGAACCCGGUGUUCAUUUAGAAACUUCAGAAUUAAAUGACAUGAAUAUUGGCAACAAAAUUGCGUUAUUAAGUGGAGAUUAUUUACUAGCUAAUUCUUGUGCGGAAUUAGCAAAUCUUCGUAAUCAAGAUAUUGUAGAAUUAAUGUCAAGCGCAGUACGAGAUUUAGCAGAAGCAGAAUUUGUGGGACGUAGAGAUAGUCAGAAUAAUCCUUUACCUCCUGUACCUCCUGAAAAUCGUACAGAUUACGCAGUAAAAGAAUGGACUCUUAGAAAUGUAUUGAGUGCUGGUGCUUUACUUGGAAAGUCCUGUAAAGGUACAUUGAAAUUAGCUGGACACAGUAAUGAAAUACAAGAGCAAGGUUAUAACUUUGGGAAACAUUUAGCAUUGGCUUGGCAAGCUUGUUUAGACCUAGGUCCAUUUAUUGUAAAAGAUCAGACCACAAUGUUCAAUUUGUGUUCUGCACCAAUUAUGUUUCACAUUGAACACGAUCCAUCGAUUUUGACAGAAAUCGAUAAAGGAUUACAGUCUGUAAACAAUGUAGAUUAUGCUAAGGUUCACAAAAUUGUUACAACGGGACCUGGAGUUGAAUUAACAAAACAACUACAAAAAGGACACUCUCAACGAGCAAUGGAAGUUUUAAGUGUAUUUGAAAAAAGUGAUGCAAGGACAGCAUUAUAUAACAUUAUAGCAGCUAUGGAAGAUUUCUAAAUACUCACUUAAACAGAAAAACUAAUGUGUACAUUUUAUAUAAUUACCCUAAAAUCAGUUUGGGCACUCCGUCCUAGGUUAUGUUUUCAGUUUUAACAGGAAUUGUAUACAAACAUGUAGAAUUUAUAUAUAUAAGCUAUAUUACAAACAAAAUAUUAUAAGUACUGUGAAAAUUACAAACUUGAUACAUUUUAUAAUAAAUAAUGUUUACAUAAAUGUUAUGACUAUAACGUAUAUGUAUGAUUGAAAUUUACAAAUUCUGAAUUUAUAUUUGUUUCUCAUUUU
Molecule: messenger RNA, 1685 nt
Organism: Hylaeus volcanicus
Lineage: Eukaryota; Metazoa; Arthropoda; Insecta; Hymenoptera; Colletidae
Gene: Pdss2
Product: all trans-polyprenyl-diphosphate synthase PDSS2
Exons: 5
Coding region: 153-1400 (415 amino acids)
Biological process (GO): ubiquinone biosynthetic process; isoprenoid biosynthetic process
Cellular component (GO): transferase complex; mitochondrion
Molecular function (GO): prenyltransferase activity
Source: RefSeq, a predicted model, not a curated record